This is a messenger RNA of Sycon ciliatum, 1647 nucleotides long. Its product is annotated as protein lin-7 homolog C-like. Gene Ontology annotation, cellular component: cell-cell junction; basolateral plasma membrane; synapse. Bases 255 to 872 code for a protein of 205 amino acids. Lineage: Eukaryota; Metazoa; Porifera; Calcarea; Leucosolenida; Sycettidae. Gene Ontology annotation, molecular function: protein binding. Gene Ontology annotation, biological process: protein localization to basolateral plasma membrane; maintenance of epithelial cell apical/basal polarity; neurotransmitter secretion. The transcript has 9 exons. The record is from RefSeq and is a predicted model, not a curated record.
GACAUCGCCAAAGGUCUGACACGCAACAAAGCAAAUUUCUUGAAAACACGAUUUUGAAAACAUUCACCCUUCUUACUUUGUGUCAGAGCUGGAGCGAGUGUCGGUCAAUCUACGCCUGCGUGGAGUAUCAUUAUUGUUUGUGGCUAACGAGGACGAGGCAAGACGGACACCGGCAGAGAACAGAUCGCUUCAUUGAGCGGUGCAGUGCGUAGCACACCGUCGUUUAGCGUGUCAAGUACGAACUAAGGAUUAUCAUGGCAGAUUCAUCGCCAUCAAGCGAUCUUCGAUCAGAUGUGGCCAGGCUUCAAGAGCUACUGCAGAAACGCUCCAAUGGAUCGGAAGGCAAGAACUUCAAGGCACUGAACACAAUCUUGCAAAGAGCUGUGGACGGAAAACUUGUCGAGACCUACUGCAAGGUGAAUGACCACGUGGCCGCUAACCAGAGAAUGUAUCCGGACCAAACCGUAGAAAUGGUAACCACGGCAGCUUACGCCACGGCAACAGGUUAUGCAGAGCCGCGCAUAGUGGAUAUCAAGCGUGGCGACAGCGGCUAUGGUUUUAACAUCAUGGGUGGAAAUGCGGUGGGAAUGCCGAUCUAUGUGUCAAGAAUACUCCCUGGUGGAGUAGCUGCUAGACAGGGUCAGCUGAAGAAGGGAGAUCAGAUUCUCUCGAUCAACGGACAGGCGAUUCGCGGAAUGUCUCAUGAAGAUAUGGUUCGCACAAUGAGGCAUUCACAAUCGUCUGUGAGAAUUGUCGUUAGCUACGCACCACACUUGUUGGACGGAAUGGAGAAGACGUUUGAGACACAACGACGCAUAUCUGCCAAGCGCCACCAGGAAAAGAGAAUGUCCUCGGCAUCCGGUGGACAAUAGAAUGUCCUCGGUAUCCGGGGGACAAUAGCUUCUGGCAAGUGUUCAGUUCCCUGCAGCUCCGACGUUACGGUCUGAAGUGCAACGGAGCAUGUAUGACAGACUGGCUGGUGGUUUUGUAUGUGCAAGUGUGUGUGUGCGUGUGUGUGUGUGCGCGUGCAUGUGUGUGUGUGUGUGUGCGAGUGUGUGUGUGUGUGUGUGUGUGUGUGCAUGUGUGUGUGUGUGCGCGCGCGCGUGUGUGUGUGUGUGUGUGUGUGUGUGUGUGUGUGUGUGUGAGUGCACUUUAGUGUGUGCGUACGUGUGUAUGUGCGUGUGCGACCGCACGAGUGCGUGUGUGUGCGGCGUAUGUGUGUGUGUGUGUGUGCACAUCGCAUUAGUUUUUGCUUUUACUAGUUUCCACGUAUUGGUUCAUGACAUGCUGUUCCUGUAGGUCGGCAUGGUAAUGCUUGCAGGGCUAUCUGCAUACACUCUUAAUACCUAGAUGUGAACUCAUGUAAAUGGUAUAAUUAUUAUUGACUCAAUCUACGGACAGUGUCCAAUCUACGGACAGUGCUCAUACUCUUCUGCAUCACUACAGUCAUGUGCAUGUACAGCUCCAUACUGAAUAGAGAUUCUUAUGUCACUUUAUGUUAUGUUAUGUGGCGUAUGACCACUGAAAAGUCAUAAUCAUAUUCUACCAUUGCUGCCUGAGCGGCGGCACAUCCCGUCAUGGAUCCACUCUUACGAAUGCUCAUCGUAUGUUUGUUCAUCACAGCAAAAUAAUAUCCCUUCAUUUCUA